GUAAGCAGUCAUUGUACAUACCUGGCAGCCUGCUUAUUGCAAACGUUCGUUUUUCGAAGUCAAAUAAUGCUCUUUACAUGAAUCUGCGUGAGCAUGCCCCUUUAAAACUCGCCGCUAGUGCCGCUCCGCUCUCCGCCUUUCUCCAACUCCAGUUCCGUGAUCUCACAUCUUUGGCUCUUCUCUUCGACUGUCUUCGAUAGCCAGCUGGUGUCGUCUCGUUGCUGGUCUAAUUCCGUUGGAAUUGUUGGCUCACUUUGAUUAAGACGUCUGUUAUUAUGUUAUAAUCGCUCCGCCAUGCAGUUAUUCCUCAGACUCCUCACCCUUUCCUUCCUCUUCCUCUGCAUCCUCCCAGCCUCGACGGAGCAUACAUCGAACUGGGCCGUUUUAGUAUCAACCUCGCGCUUCUGGUUCAAUUACCGCCACCUCGCCAAUGUUCUAUCGCUGUACCGCACCGUCAAGCGCCUCGGGAUUCCCGAUUCGCAAAUCAUCCUGAUGCUGCCUGAUGACAUGGCCUGCAACCCCCGAAACGCUUUUCCCGGAACCGUGUACAGUAACGCAGACCGUGCGGUGGAUCUCUAUGGAGACAACAUCGAGGUCGACUAUCGGGGCUAUGAGGUGACCGUCGAGAACUUCAUCCGUCUUUUGACAGACCGUCUGGACGAGGAUGUGCCGCACAGCAAGCGACUUGGGUCCGAUGCGGGGAGCAACGUUCUGGUAUAUAUGACGGGGCAUGGUGGGGAUCAAUUCUUGAAGUUUCAGGAUGCGGAAGAGAUUGGCGCAUGGGAUUUGGCGGACGCGUUCGGUCAGAUGUGGGAGAAGAAGCGCUACCAUGAAUUGCUGUUCAUGAUCGACACCUGCCAGGCGAAUACGAUGUACACCCACUUCUACUCGCCCAAUAUCGUCGCAACGGGAUCGAGUGAGCUUGACCAGUCUUCUUACUCUCACCAUGCGGAUAAUGAUGUUGGUGUUGCGGUGAUUGACCGCUGGACAUAUUACGUGCUCGAGUUCCUCGAAACCCAGGUGACCAGCGCCAACUCGAAGCUGACUCUGGGCGACUUGUUCGAUUCGUAUGAUGAGUCCAAGAUCCAUUCGCAGCCAGGUGUGCGGUGGGAUUUGUUUCCCGGCGGCGAGAAGGAAGGCCGUCUUCGAACUUUGGUGGAUUUCUUUGGAAAUGUUCAGAACGUGGAAGUGGAGAAUGCAAAUGCCACCGAUCCUGGCUCGCUUCAAGAAGAUCUGAUUGAGAUUACACGGCUGGUAGAGAAAUGGCGCAAACGAGACCAGGAGUACCUGACGACUCGCAGCGAUGCAUCCAACCAGAGCAGCAGCGGGACAUCCCAAUCUAACACAGAAUCGCAAACCUUAUCAUCUUACUUUUCGCAACGCAAGAAUGUCGGGCCUGCUAAGAUGGAUGGGGAGAAUUGCUGGCAGAAGCGGCUCGUGGGGGUCUCUGUGCUCGGCGCAUGCGCUGCCGCGUGGUUUGCCGGAUCGAUCUUGGGCAGGACCUGACCCGCCUUAUACACAUAAAACCAUCUCGAUCUAUGCAGUCUUCGACGGAAAUUGUCAUAUUACCUUAAUGGGAGUACUGUAAUGCGCGCAAGGUGUUUGGCGUUGAUGUCCGGGAUCAUUAUACCUUUUUGUACAGAUAACACUACAAUUCACGUACCAUUCAUCUAUUUCCUAGCAUAGCCUUAUACUAUUGAAGAAUUGAAUUAAAACAAUUCAUGCCAUGGAAAUUAUUGAACCAUGAAUGCAGCAAAGGGCGGG
Molecule: messenger RNA, 1764 nt
Organism: Aspergillus ruber CBS 135680
Lineage: Eukaryota; Fungi; Ascomycota; Eurotiomycetes; Eurotiales; Aspergillaceae
Product: GPI-anchor transamidase
Exons: 1
Coding region: 295-1506 (403 amino acids)
Biological process (GO): protein localization to cell surface; attachment of GPI anchor to protein; proteolysis
Cellular component (GO): GPI-anchor transamidase complex
Molecular function (GO): GPI-anchor transamidase activity
Source: RefSeq, a predicted model, not a curated record